GGGGAAAGUGUGCUGGGCUCCAGCGAGGAGGACAGAGACAGAAACCAGGGGAGACGGAGACAACUUUCAUCCAGACUCACAUUUUUCUCGGGUUUUGGUGCGCUUUAAACAGAGCACAACUUCUCAAGGCGCUUUGACUCGUGCAUUUUGAAUUUUUCUUUUUUUUUUUGGAAGGGGCUCGAAAUUAAGUCUUGAGUGUAGUGGAUGUGAAAAGCGGACGAAAGUUUUUUUUUUAAGACAGAGCCGGAGGAAUGUAUCCAACUCGGGCAGCGUCGAGCCAGCGCCUCUGGAGAUGUCCAGCCUGCGCUCUCUGGAUCGCCCUGCUCCUCCAAAGCGUCCUGGACAUGAGCGCGUCUGGGUCUGAGUUUCCCCAAGACCCCAGUGUGAUAGCUACAACUUCAUGGAACAGCUCUGGGCCAUCCUUCAUACAUCUCGAAGCUCCCAUGAACAACAUCACCACCUCUCUGGGCCACACCGCCGAGCUGUUUUGCCGGGUGUCCGGCAACCCGCCGCCUACUGUGCGCUGGCUGAAGAACGAUGCCCCGGUGGUGCAAGAGCCACGAAGGAUCUCAUACCGAUCCAUGGCUUACGGAUCACGCCUCCGCAUCCGCAACCUGGACACUACGGACACGGGCUACUUCCAGUGCGUGGCCAGCAACACCCAGGGUACUGUGUCCACGACAGGCGUGCUCUUUGUCAAGUUCGAUCCACUCCCUACACUUCUGGCAGGAAGGCCAACGGAGGAUUUUGAUGAAGAAGGAUUCUGCCAGCCGUACAGAGGUAUAGCCUGCGCCCGCUUCAUAGGCAACCGCAGCAUCUUCGUCGACUCGUUUCAGAUGCAGGGCGAGAUCGAGACCCAGAUCACAGCGGCCUUCACCAUGAUCGGGACAUCCAACCAUUUGUCUGAUCGUUGCUCCCAGUUUGCCAUCCCUUCUCUCUGCCACUUUGCCUUCCCGACAUGCGACCGGAGCUCUGGAACCGACAAACCCCGGGACCUGUGUAAGGACGAGUGUGAGAUCCUGGAGAACGACUUGUGUAAGACAGAGUACAUCAUCGCCCGCUCAAACCCCCUCAUCCUGAAGAGACUGAAGCUGCCGAACUGCGAGGACCUAGCUUCCUUUGACAGCCCGGAGUCAGCCAACUGUCUGAGGAUCGGCAUCCCCAUGGCCGAGCCCAUAAACAAGAAUCACAAGUGUUACAACAACAGCGGGACAGACUACAGAGGGACAGUCAGCAAGACCAAGUCGGGCCGUCAGUGUCAGCCGUGGAACUCUCAGUAUCCUCACAGCCACACCUACCUGGCCAUCCGCUACGCGGAGCUGAACGGAGGACACUCCUACUGCCGCAACCCUGGGAACAAACUCGAGGCCCCCUGGUGCUUCACGCUGGACGAGGGGGUCCGCAUGGAGCUCUGUGACAUACCCGUCUGUGACCAUAAAGACAUGUCUGGCGGCAGCAACAUGGAGAUCUUGUACAUCCUGGUUCCCAGUGUGGCGAUCCCGUUAGCCAUCGCCUUGCUCUUCUUCUUUAUUUGCGUGUGCCGCAACAACCAGAAGUCCCCGACGCCUCCCGCCCCUCGCCAGCCCAAACCGGUCCGAGGACAAAACGUCGAGAUGUCCAUGCUCACGACUGCAUACAAGCCAAAGAGUAAGGCCAAAGAGCUUCCCCUGUCGGCGGUGCGUUUCAUGGAGGAGCUUGGAGAGUGCAAUUUAGGGAAGAUCUACAAGGGUCACCUGUAUCUGCCGGGCAUGGACCAGGCACAGCUCGUGGCCAUAAAGACCCUAAAGGAUAUCUCCAAUGCCCAACAGUGGGGUGAAUUCCAGCAGGAGGCUGCCGUGCUGACCGAGCUGCAGCACCCAAAUGUGGUGUGCCUGCUGGGUGUGGUGAUCCAGGAGCAGCCCGUCUGUAUGCUGUUUGAGUUUUUGCCCCUAGGCGACCUCCACGAGUUCCUGAUCAUGCGUUCACCACACUCUGACGUCGGCUGCAGCAGCGAUGAGGACGGUACUGUGAAAUCCAGCCUGGAUCAUGGAGACUUCCUGCACAUGUCCAUACAGGUGGCGGCUGGGAUGGAGUACUUGGCCAGCCACUUUUACACCCAUAAAGACCUCGCAGCUCGGAACAUUCUAGUAGGUGAACAGCUCCACAUCAAGAUCUCAGACCUUGGUCUCUCCAGAGCGAUCUACUCCUCAGACUACUACUGCCUCCAGCCCAAAACUCUGCUGCCCAUCCGCUGGAUGCCCCCAGAGGCCAUCGUUUACGGCAAGUUCGCCACAGACUCGGACAUCUGGUCGUUCGGAGUUGUGCUGUGGGAGAUCUUCAGCUACGGUCUGCAGCCCUUUUACGGCUUCUCCAACCAGGAAGUGAUGGAGAUGGUGAGAAAGAGGCAGCUGCUGCCCUGCCCCGAGGACUGUCCACCAAGGUUUUAUGGUCUGAUGACUGAAUGCUGGCAGGAGGGACCAACACGUCGAACGCGUUUCAAGGACAUCCACCUCCGGCUGCGAGCCUGGGAGGGGCUGUCGUCCCACGCCAGCUCCAGCACGCCCUCUGGUGGUGGAGGCAACGCCACCACCCAGACCACUUCGCUGAGCGCCAGCCCCGUGAGCAACCUCAGCAACCCCCGCUACGCUGCUGCUGCCGCCGCGGCUGCAGGGUACCUCUACCCAGCACAGGCUAUCCCCUCUCCGGGCCAGAUGGGCCCUAUUCAAGCCUGGACACCCAUGGCUGUGACGCAAACCCACCAGCGCUUUAUCCCCGUCAACGGGUACCCUAUCCCACCAGGAUACGCAGCCUUUCCAGCCCACUUCCCUCCCCCGGCCCCACCGACCAGAGUCAUCCAGCAUCACCUGCCCCCUCCCAAAAGCCGCUCACCCAGCAGCGCCAGCGGCUCCACCAGCACGGGCCACGUCAGCGGAGGGCCCUCCACCACGGGCUCCAACCAUGACGCCAACACGCCGCUGCUCUCCCACUGCAUCAUGCCGGGGAGCAGUGGAGGGCCGAUUCAGGUGUACGGACAAGUUUGCCAGAGGGGAGUGGGACAGCUGGACCACGCAUCACAAAAGGCGCUGCUCGCUGCGGAUUCUGACGUACUAAUGUACGACUCGGUCAUCACCGCAGACCUGUAGAUAGACAGAGAGGCACUCACGCUCUUUCUGCUCGGGACCCACAUUUGAGAAGUUUAGCUUCUAACACAGGGACCCAGUCUAACGUUUCUACUCUCAUCACAUGGAGACCCAACAGAAACCACCCAAAACUUUGAGUGUGCAAGAAACACUGCCGCAGCUACACAAGUAUAUCCACAGCUGUCUGACUUUUUACUGCCUUAUUGUUAAAAGCAUGUGUAUUUCACCGCCAUGGUUUGAAAAUGUUGUGUUAUUAUUUUAACCUUUGUGUAAAUACGGUACAUACGUCCUGAAAUAAUGAGUGAAAUACAAAGAUAUAUAUUCAAGAGCAAGAACUUUUUAUUGAGGAAUAGAUUUUAAACGUGAAAAAGUAGCAAGUCCAUCCUACUUCCUAAGAAAAUGGUUUGUAUCACAGUCGGACAAAAAGUUCCUGUGUCAACAACUGAGUUAACGGACUGUUUCAUGCAGGACGUGAAGGAAACGCUGACACUCAUACCGGGACCUUUGGGUGCCUUUCAGCAGUGGUGCGACUUGCUUGUUUCUUGACGUAUCAGAACAGAAAUCUGUGCUGUGCAUUAGCUUGUACAGCAAAUAAACUGCUUUUAGCAAGUGAUAGCCGAGCAAACAAAAAUGGGAACAGCAAUGAGAACAAGUGCAGCAGCUUUUACUGAGAAGACCAACAUCGAACUGCUCCAAUACACCAGUAUACAAGGCGUACCAAUGGCCUUUUGGGUUCCACGUAUUGCAGACCGGUAACGACUAUGUGACGGCUCCCCAUCGAAUCAGCUGGACUUGCAACUAAAGCAGAUACUGGUGAUGAGUUGGCCAGAGUACUCGUCCUGGCACAGGCAUUUUCACGCAAAAUCCUUUUGGAAGUGACACCUGAAUGUUUUUUGUGCAACCUCAAUGAGACUAUCUGACACACUAUUGCGACAUGGACACAGGCCUCUUUGCCUUCUUCAAAUCUCAGUACACAGCUUCCAAGGCUGAGAAAGAAGGAAGCGGGGAGUUCUUCUGAUUGGUCAAUAAACAUGGCAGACAUGGCAUCUAACUUCAGGAAACAUAUCCUCCACAGCUAAGCUGGACCCGUCUCAGGGCACAAACGCUUCACUCACCAUGCGAGGGCUGGGGUAAAUGUACUGUCAGUGAUGUAAAGCUAAAAUUUCACCCUCACAAAAGAACAUUUUAGUUGCAAAUUGGGUUUGGAUUUUUUAUUUUUAUUUUUUUUCCAGUUUGAAUUUUGAAGGAGUUGUAUUCACACGGCUUGUCUUUAUGUCUUUGUCCUUUCCUUUCCUGUUUUUCAGCAUCUGUGUUCAAAUAUCACCUUUGGAGACAUGGACGAGUGAAGGACUCAAAGCAGGGAGGGCUAAAACACACGAGGCUCAUUGUAGAUAAUGUUGCCAUUACAAAAAUCAGCCUCAUGCACCUGAACAAAAACACCUAUGAUUAGUAUGUUUGAUGUGCUUACAUUCAUGCCCUCUUUGUGCCUGAACAGAAGACCUUAAUAAGUAUUAUUUUCAUGAGCUGGCUUCAGACUGCAUCACCGUGUGCAGAGAGAUUUAUGCAUGUUGCUUUCAUUUGGUUCUAUAUCAGUAAAUGAUCCGUAAACACCUGGCUCCAACUGUACUUGAUCCCAACAAGGGUGAAUGCAACUUUUAAAAGGAAAAGAGCUAAAUGAAUAUGCCCAUAUGUCUCAGAAAAGUACAGCUGUAUUUAUAUGUUUCACACUUCCAGCAGCAUGUAAUCAUUUACAUUUUUGGAGGCAUUUAACUGAAUAACCUUUAGUGAUGCGACAAUAUUUUUGGAAAAUGAUUAAUAAUUCCCAGUCCUGUAAUCACACAAAUGAUGCCUCAGCUGUUUAUUAUUUGAUGGUGGUUUAUUAGAAGCAAAGUAAAGUAAAUAUGACGCUUUUCAUAUCAGAAAAUAAAAGUCACAGAACCAGCUGCAGCAACACAUCAGUUUGUGAUCUUAGUUACCUUCUGUGUUGUAGACAAUCAUUGGUUUUGAAUGGUUGUAAAAAGCGUCCCAGACUGUACGUGUUGCACUUUUUUAUCACUCUAUCAAUCAGCUGUAUUAACUAACCUUAACACUUAUCUAGUACGGCACAAGCAUGGCACGCUGAUAGCAUCUCACCGCUGAUGUGCAGAGCAUGAAGCGGAGUUAAGAUGGCUUGUUGCCUGUAGAGACUUUUUUAAUGGUAAAGUAUUUUAGUUGACAUUUGUGGACUGUAGAUAGACCAGAUUUUCAUUAUUUAGUUCAUGUCCCCUUAAACACUGACUACCUGAUUUCACUACAACAAAAGCAGCUUCUCCAAUUCACUGCAGAAUAAAAUGAAAAUAAACCAUAAUAAUACAAGACUGAGCUUCAGUUUACCCCGAGAUCAUUUAUUCAAACCAACUAUGAUCAACAGAAGCAUGUUUUGUUCCUCCUGUCAAAUCUAGUCCAAGAUGUUUUGACUCAUUUUAAGUUAAUUAUCCCAUUGACUUUAUAUUUUAUUGCUGUCUUUUGUCUCUUUAUCUUUUUUGUUCCUCUGAAGCAAAUCGAGCUACCUUGACAUCUGAGUUUGUACACUUAACCUCCAUCCAGCAUGUGAGGAUUUAUGUGUACUAAUCGAGCAGUGCAAAACCACUUGUACGCAAGACUGUGAAUCUUAAUCAAGUCUAGGUAUUUUUGUAUUUGGCAAAACCAAACAAAAAUAAAACAUUGUUGUGCCUUUUUUAUUUUACGUCCAAUAAACAAAAAGAAAACAAAAUACAAGUAAAUUUAUAUUUCAAUAUCAGUGUACCUUAUAAUUAAAGAAGGUUUACAUGCUUGUCCCU
Anarrhichthys ocellatus (wolf-eel) is the source of this 5938-nucleotide messenger RNA. RefSeq names its product receptor tyrosine kinase-like orphan receptor 1 (gene ror1). Gene Ontology annotation, molecular function: protein kinase activity; ATP binding; Wnt-protein binding. The transcript has 12 exons. The record is from RefSeq and is a predicted model, not a curated record. Gene Ontology annotation, biological process: protein phosphorylation; positive regulation of kinase activity; positive regulation of canonical NF-kappaB signal transduction. NCBI's taxonomy places the organism in Eukaryota, Metazoa, Chordata, Actinopteri, Perciformes, Anarhichadidae. The coding region runs from base 252 to 3122 and encodes 956 amino acids. Gene Ontology annotation, cellular component: signaling receptor complex; plasma membrane.